AGAAACUUGCUUCCAUGACUGAUGGGAGGAUGAAAGGAUAUUUGGACCAGCAAGUGCCUUACACUUCUGCACAGAAACCAACAGGGAAUGGAACUAUGGACAGCAGAGCUGUGAUGGCUUCACGGAGGAAAUCCAUGGACCCAGGUGUGCCCCAUGUUCCAGAUUCAGAAGAUCUCUUCCUUGAUCUAAACCAGUUCCAGGAAACAUGGCUGACUGAAGCACAGGUUCCAGACAGUGACGAGCAAUUUGUGCCUGACUUCCAUUCAGAGAACUUAGCCCUUCACAGUCCUCCAGCUAAGAUAAAAAAGGAACCACAAAGCCCAUGUGUGGAUGCUUCCAGUUCCUGCAGACACAGACAGCCUUUUCAUUACCAACCCAGAGAGCAAUGCUUAUAUGCCAGGCAAGAUUCAAACAAUGUGAGCCACCACGGCCCAUUCCAGACAGCCCCUGGCCAGGCAUACUGUAUGGAACACAGUUCCUUGUACCAGCUGCAUGCUGAGGCCAGCCAGUCCUUCUCUGCACCUCAGGCCUUGGUAUCAGACAGUCCUUCCAUUUAUCAGCGCCCAUGGUCUGCCCCAUGUCUGCCGUAUCCCUCUCAGGGCUUCAAGCAGGAAUUCCAUGACCCCAUGUAUGAGCAAGUGAACACACUGGGAGAUGUAGACAGUUCCCGGUAUGCAACUGGCGUGGUGAUAAAACAGGAGCAGAUGGACUAUGCUUUUGACACAGAUGUGGCAAGCUGCCAUUCAAUGUAUAUGAAUGCAGAAGGAUUACCAAAUUGUUCCAGUUCUGAAGGCAUAUUAGGCUAUGGUUAUGGGAGGCAAAUGCGACCAUUUGCAGAAGAUGCUUGUGUUGUUCCUGAGAGGUUUGAAGGGGAUAUUAAGCAGGAAGGAAGUGGAUACCGUGAGGGUCCGCCGUAUCAACGGCGUGGAUCUCUGCAGCUUUGGCAGUUCCUGGUGACUUUGCUGGAUGAUCCAAGCAACUCCCAUUUUAUUGCCUGGACUGGUCGAGGGAUGGAAUUCAAACUCAUUGAACCAGAAGAGGUGGCACGACUUUGGGGCAUUCAGAAGAAUCGUCCAGCUAUGAACUAUGACAAGUUGAGUCGCUCUCUUCGCUACUAUUAUGAAAAAGGCAUUAUGCAAAAGGUGGCGGGUGAGCGUUACGUGUACAAGUUUGUCUGUGAGCCUGAAGUGCUGUUCUCCCUUGCUUUUCCUGACAAUCAGCGUCCAUCUCUGAAGGUUGAAUUGGAGUGGCAUAUCAGCGAGGAAGACACAGUGCCUCUGUCCCACUUGGAUGAAAAUGCUGCCUACCUACCAGAUCUGGGAGGUGUCCAGCCUUAUGGGAAAAGCUGCACAUACUAGACAACAGUAGAAUGGACAAAUCACAUAGGGGCGAGUUGUAUGUG
Protobothrops mucrosquamatus (brown spotted pit viper) is the source of this 1402-nucleotide messenger RNA. RefSeq names its product ETS variant 4 (gene ETV4). Gene Ontology annotation, biological process: regulation of transcription by RNA polymerase II; cell differentiation. Gene Ontology annotation, molecular function: sequence-specific DNA binding; DNA-binding transcription factor activity, RNA polymerase II-specific. The transcript has 12 exons. Gene Ontology annotation, cellular component: nucleus. Lineage: Eukaryota; Metazoa; Chordata; Lepidosauria; Squamata; Viperidae. The coding region runs from base 15 to 1358 and encodes 447 amino acids. The record is from RefSeq and is a predicted model, not a curated record.